This is a messenger RNA of Neurospora tetrasperma FGSC 2508, 2799 nucleotides long. RefSeq lists its product as uncharacterized. Gene Ontology annotation, cellular component: nucleus. The coding region runs from base 1 to 2799 and encodes 932 amino acids. The record is from RefSeq and is a predicted model, not a curated record. Lineage: Eukaryota; Fungi; Ascomycota; Sordariomycetes; Sordariales; Sordariaceae. The transcript has a single exon.
AUGGCCAAAUUAUCACGGCCCCCGCCAUCUUCAUCCUCUCGGUCUCGGAAAACAAUCUUCUCAUCUUCCUCCGAAUCUGAGCCCGAAUCCAACAGCGACUCCGACUCCGACUCGGAGUUUUCAGAUAUCGCAGCCCUUCCACCAAGUCCCCAAAGGAAAAGAAAGGUUUUGCAACCGUUGCCUGCGACUAAGAAGAGAUCGACCCCUCCCACGGAUACGGCCUCUACCAGUAGUCACCAGACGGUCAUCGAAUCAGCAACAUCACCAAAUGCGGCUUCUUCAUCAGUAGCUGGUGUCAAGAGGCGGAAGCUGCUUUUGGGUGCGGUGUCGGAUAAUGUCCUUUUUCGGAAGUGGACGCCAGCGCAAGAGGAGGAGGGCGGGGUGCCAGCUAGGAAGAAGAGGAGGGGUUUGACCGCUGGUACAGGAUUCGGGCUGGGAUUGGGGAUGAUGCGCGAUGAAGAGAAGGAAGGUAGCGACUCCGAGGCUGAGAAUCUGGUCGCCGAUCGAAAGAAGGUAAAAGAGGUGAAGAGGGUAGGCGAGAGCACCGUUACUGCUCAGACGGUGGUGAGGACGACUAAGAGUCUUUUCAGAGACCAGAAUCUGUCAAAGAAACACCGCGAAGGCAAGGAAUUGAUGAGAACCAAGAAUAAGGAGGAAAAGUCGUUGGCAAGUCUUGUUCAGCCACCGAAACAAAGCGCCAGAAAAGGCAAGGACAUGAUGGAAAUCGACCAGGAGCUGGAUAUAGACAUCUUUGAAGAUCUAGAAGAUUUUGCCGAGGAGUCGUUCCACACUGCGCAGUCGAAGGAGUCUUCCGAGUCGAAUGAACUUGGGUCGGAAACCAUGGUCGAGAAGGCGCCGAAUACCAACACAGCAUCAAAUUCCAAAGAGGACGAUUCAGAUGAGGACUUGGAUGCAUUCUUCUCAAAGUUAAGCAACAAGCCCAAGAUCCCUGCAGUCAGAGAGAGCCACCUUUCUCCGACGAAGCCUCGGUCAACGAAGAACUCGAGAGGCAAGCGGAUGGAUGCGAGCUGGGGCACCCAAAGCCGGACUUUGUUCGAUGAUGAAGAGAGCGAUAGACAACAAAGAAGAGCAGCGAAACAGGUAGUUUCCAUCGAUGAUGACACCUGUGGCGAGGAGGAUGUCACGCAGGAUUUCUCCUGUCUCCAGCUGGACUCCUCCUCCUCCUCUUCCGACUCCGAAAGUUCAUCAGAAACCGAAACCGAACGACGGUCUCGUCCACCAGCUGCCACCACCACAACGAAGAAGCGCACUCAAACACCCAGCCCUCCUCCCAAAAUCCCCAAGCUCAAACCAAAGCCAUCAUCAACAACAUUACCACCACCAUCCCCUCCCAAGAAACUCCCCCGCAUCCCCACCACCCCCCACCGCCCCUCUUCCGACCUCUUUUGGUCUCGCGAAUUCGUCGACGACUGGAACGACACGCACUCUCCCACCAAGAAGGAACCACUCUUUUCGUCAACCAAACCCCCCACCUCGGACGCCACCUCUACUAGAGGUACUUCCAUCACCUCCCCCAAGAAGAACCCACCGGCGACCAGCCCUUCAAAAGCCGCCACCGCCCUCCUCGCCCGCGAAUCCCGUCUUGCGCGCCAACUCUUCGACACGCACAAACACUCCCUCGCCACUCACUUCCUCUCCCUUCUCGACGCCCGUCUGACUUCCUCCCGCUUAUCGGCUCUAACCGCCUCAACGGGCGGCAUCAAGCUCGUAUGGAGUAAGACGCUCAACACCACGGCUGGCAGGGCGAAUUGGAAGAAGGAGAGUAUUACUUGUCGUCCGGGCCAGGGCUCCACCAAACCGGAUGGGAGGAGUAGUAAGGAAGAAAAAAAGAAGGAAAAGGAAGUGGUGGUGACGGUGAAACACCACGCCUCCAUCGAGUUAGCUACCAAGGUCCUGUCUACGCCCGAGAGACUAUUCAAUACGCUUGCGCACGAGUUCUGUCAUUUGGCGGUGUUCAUGAUUGAUGGGGUGACUGCGAGGCCGCAUGGGGCGGAGUUCAAAGCUUGGGCGAAGAAGGUUAACGAGUCGGAGUUUGGUGCUGGUGGUGGGGGGAGGAACCGUGGUGUCGGAAAGAUGAAUAUUCGAGACGGAGGAGAGGGUGUGGAAUGGGAAGGCGGGUAUGCGGUCGAAGUCACGACGAGACAUGGAUACGAGAUUGAGUUUAGGUAUGUUUGGGUUUGUGAUGGGGUUCUUUCUGAGUCCUCUUCUACUGGUCAGGGUGAAGAAAAAAGGAAAGGAAAAGAGAAAGGACAAGGAGAAGGGAAAGAAGGAUGUGGCACAGAAUAUAAACGCCAUUCGAAGAGUAUUGAUCCCAAAAGACAUCGGUGUGGGUUGUGCAAGGGGAUUUUGAGGCAGGUUAAGCCUGCGCCGAGGGGACAUGGUCAACAACAUCAUCAACAAGGAGGAGGACGUGGUGGUCACGUCUCUGAUAUGGCUGGUGGCGACGGGGCUGGGACACAAAAAGGAAUGGGAAUGAAGGAGAAGGGGAAGACGUCGGAGUAUCAAGUCUUUGUCAAAUAUCAGAUGAAGGUGGUUAAAGCUGAGAAACCGAGACUGACGUUUGGGGAGGUGAUGAAGGAGGUUGCGGAACGGUGGAAGGUGGAGAAGGCGAGGAGGGAGAAGAACAAGAAGGAAAUCCCGCUGGCGGAAACGAAAGGGAAGCUUUCUACAGUUCUGGAGGAGGUUGUCGCUGACGAAGAUGGCGAUGGCGAGGAUAUUCCGGAUGUGUUCGACGACGAACCGAUGAUGGACGUGGUUGAUUUGACUGCGGAUGAUUGA